AUGAUCACAAACAGCAAAGCUUCAACAACAACAACACUAUAUAAUAUUAUCUUCCUACUAUUGUCAUUCCUUAUAAUCACACCAUGUGCUUCACUAUCAUUAACAUAUUGCUCAACACAAAACUUGGGUUCGGAUUCCACGUCUGACCAAUACAUGUCAAAUGGGUACUGUCAAGAUCGAUGUCAGAAAUUAGGGUACGCUGUGGCAAUAUUGUCACGAUUUGAUUGUUAUUGUGGUAAUGAUGUGCCUGAAAAUCAAAUAGAUUUGAGUGAUUGUGAUACUUCUUGUCCUGGAUAUCCAGUUGAAAAAUGUGGAGAUGAAAAUCAUUUUGGAUAUUUGGUUUUUGGUGAUCCUAGUGCUACUGUUGGUGGUGAAACUACAUCUACAAGUCAAACAGAGACAGAAACAGAAACAGAAACAGAUGAUGAGACUACAUCAACGAGUAGUACAUCUAGCACCACAUCUUCAUCUAAUAUAUCUCAAACCACAUCCACAACUCCAUCAUCAUCUUCACCUAGUACUUCUUCAACUAGCUCCACACCACAAAGUACAUCAUCUACUCCAUCAUCCACUCCAUCAUCUACUUCAUCAUCUACUUCAUCAUCUACUUCAUCAUCUACUAGUUCCCCCUCAUCGCAACCAACAACAAUGGUUACCCGCACAACUCAAGUCACACAAGUUCAUCUGUCAAACGAUGUAGUCAAAGUUACCGAAUACUAUACAGUUACUCCAUCACCAUCAAUAACGCUGAGUUCAAGCACCUCAUCGAAAUCAUCAUCACCAAGUGUUGUGUCAUCCACAGUUGUGCUAAUAUCAACUCAAGUUGAAGCAUCAACAGUGUUUUCAGUUGUUACAGUUAACGGUACCCAAAGUCAACAACAGGUGAGCACAUUGUACAUUACUCAAUCGGCAAAUUCAACAUCAAUUCAAUCAUCGUCUACAGAGAGUAGCAGCAGUGAAUUAACUUCCACAUCAGGAGAUUCUUCAUCGUCAUCGGAUUUAGUAGGCGGUGCAGGAGCAGCUGCAUCGUCAUCACCUACUGAGCCAAUAAUUUCGUCAACCGCAUCCGCAACCUCAUCCGACUCCGAACUGUCCACAUUGGAAGCACCUACAUCCGAUAACGAAAACAAGAGUGCAUUCUUCUCCGAUACUGGAAAAGUUGCCGGAACAUUCACGGCAGUCGGGGUCGUUGUCUUAGGAAUCGUCUCUGCAAUACUCUACUGUUGCUGUUGUUGCACUGGUCGUAGACGCGGUGGAGUUGCUGGUGUUGGUGAUCGUGAUACAUCUGAUGAAGAAAACCGCUAUUCACUGGAUUAUGAUGAUGUUGAUGUAGCCCAUGAAAAAGUUGUUGCGUUCAACAAGAACCAACGAGGACAUCAACGCAAUAGUAGCUAUCCAGCACCACCGGAGUAUCGUCAUAGUAAACAAUCUUCAUUUUCAUCAUUGAAACGAGAUAAUUCAACCAAGACGCUAUUUUCAUUGUUUAUGGGUGGUAGUUCAAAUCAUGCCGAAAAGGAAAAAGCCAAUGCUAAUAGCAAUUACUACUAUAAUAAUGAUUAUGGAUCUAGUGGAGGUCUGGGAAUUAAUCGAAACUUGUCUCGAAAGAAGUUGUUACGUGGCUCUCAGGGCUUUGGCAUGGGGGGUGGUGGAGAUUCAUCGGAUGAUAAUGGAGACAUUAUCAUGUUUCCAAUUGAUGAAAAUAAUCAACCAAUGUUUAGUCAAUCACUUGAUAAUCUUCAUGAUCAUAAUGGAGGUACAGGUGGUGGAACUUUGAAGAUUGCCAAUCCAGAUUAG
Lodderomyces orthopsilosis Co 90-125 is the source of this 1794-nucleotide messenger RNA. It is a transcript of the gene WSC4, whose product is annotated as Wsc4p. The coding region runs from base 1 to 1794 and encodes 597 amino acids. Lineage: Eukaryota; Fungi; Ascomycota; Pichiomycetes; Serinales; Debaryomycetaceae. The record is from RefSeq and is a predicted model, not a curated record. The transcript has a single exon.